AUGACAUGCAGGGUAUCAUCAUUAAUUGCAGACGACCCCGGUACUUCCAUAGCUCUGUCUCCGCCAGAUUAUAUCUACAUUAAGACAGAGGGGGACACGUUACCGGACAUCACGUGUACCGCGGACUGUAGACCUGGCUGUACCUUUGUCUGGACACGACCGGACAACACCAACUUUACUGUCUCACCUGUGUUGUCACUGGGACAACUGGACAGAUUAGAACACGGGACAUACAGGUGUACUGCUAGGAAUGUUAACGAGGAGUUCAUGACAACAAUCAUUGUUACAGUACAGUAUGGUCCUGGUCCCUCGCUCAUUUUAUCACCACCAGAGACUAAGUAUACGAGGACAGAGGGGGACACGUUACCGGACAUCACCUGUACAGCGGACUGUAGACCUGGCUGUACCUUUGUCUGGACACGACCGGACAACACCAUCUUUACUGUCUCACCUGUGUUGUCACUUGGACAACUGGACAUAUCAGAACACGGGACGUACAGGUGUACUGCUAGGAAUGUUGCUGGAGAGUCGACUAAAGAGAUCAAUGUUACUGUGCAAUAUGAGCCCCGUCCGUAUCAAAUGCUGGACCAAAACCAGACGCUGAAUCUAGCCCUGUCAGAAACCCUUAUUCUAUCUUCUACAUUCCUCUCCAACCCGGCGCCAUCUUUCACUUGGACCUUCCAACCCGACAAAUAUUCUCCUGCUGUGGAUCUUGUAAACGGAACGGAUGACGUUAUUAUACAAAAUACGUUUGCGGCGAGGAAUUUAACUUCCUUUUCAGUUUUGACUCGGAUCAGUUUACAGGAGAGCUGGUUUGGGUUAUAUAACGUCACAGCAACAAACAACCAGGGGAGUGACAUGCUAAGCUUCGCAGUUCGUGAAAAAAUGAACCCUGGACUCCCAAAAAAUCUGCUAAUUGGCUGUACUAAGCCUAGUUCUGCGGAAGUCUCAUGGAAUGGCGGAGGGGACACUCAGUAUUACCAUAUUAUGUUCAGCCCUGACAGAUUUCUAAACUCACAAGAGGUUUAUCCGGUGACGAUUACAAAACACACAAACGGAAGUGACGUGUAUAGUUUAAAUAUAGACACUCUGGAUGGUGGCCAUGUCUAUUUCUUUAAGGUGGUAGCGUACAAUCCGUACGGAAACACAACAUCGGCUGAAGCUGUUGGUUGCACUAUUCAGGAGCCAUGUUCCUGUGGAACUGACAGUAUGUAUGUCCCCGGAGUUGUACUGACAGCCACUGGUAUUCUCACGCUUUUGUUCACAGUUGGAAUCGAGAUCUUUUUCAGACGAAAUAAAAGAUUGUGCCAUAGCACAUGUCGGCUUCCAAAACAGAAGGAAAACUGGGACGUGCAACUUUCAGAUCGAGGUGGAAGAUCUCAAAGCGAAAAUGAAAGAUCUGCAUAUCAGCAAGUUGAUACCAAUGACAUUGCCAAGGCGUCCGUGAAUUCUGAAAUCGGAGGACACCAUAAUGUUAAACAAAGUUGUCCUGACAAUAAUGGAGAUGGCGGAAAGUACGAGUCAUUGGAGGGGUUUUCGAAUCCGAUUAUGUAUGAAGAACUUCAUAAUACAACGUCCGGUACCAGUGGGAUAUAUAUCAAUACAUGUACCACCAUCGCUUGUGAAGAUUAGAGUUGAAACAACAUUAGAAAACUCGUCAAUGCUUCAUCAAGCUGUGUUUGGAAACAGAUCAAGAAGGACAUUGUAAUGUUGUUAUAUCUGUGAAAUGAAACCUUUAGUGUUUGAACUUUUCGCCAGAAUGUAUUGUUGUUGACAGAGUAGAUAUAUUGUUUUCAUUUUAAAUUACUUCCAAAUGUAUACCUAACAUCCAUUCAUAUAGAGUAUUUAAAAAACGGUUUCUUAACUUGUUAUAUGAUGUUUAUGGUUUGCUUGGCACUCCCAGUAUCACACAAACGUGACACCUAGAUACGUCAUCAAUUUUUCCUCGCUCAAUAGUUUGUCACAUAACCAGAAGAAAAUAUCAUGACAAGAGAACCCCAUCAUUAAUUCCUUGUCUGCUUUCUCAAUGAUUACGAAAGUAGGCCAUUAAUAUUCAUUAAUAUCUAGACAUUAUUAACAGAUGCCGUAAUUGGUAAGGAACUCAAUAGAAUAUAUUGUGAUUAUAUAUUUUCGUUUUCAUCCCAUUGUUGUUGGGGUUUUUUGUUUUUUGUUUUUGUUUUUGUUUUUUUCACGUGAAGCGAACUCGCUAAAUUGUAAAGUUAUGUAAUAAAAACAUUGAUACAUAAUGUAUAUUUUAUCGCAUUUCCCAGGUGUCUGUAGUAUGUUUAAAUACAUUUAACACAUGGCCUAUAUAAAGGGAAACCUGAAUGAAGUUGUUAAAGUUUUAUACAUUUGUAAGUAUGUAACAAAGACCUUGUUAACACAUUGUUUAUUAUUCCUAAAGAACAAUUCACGAUCAUGUGUUUGUUUAAUAUAUUGUAACUUAAUCUUAUAGCAAAGGGUUUGUAUUGAAAAAUACUUUGCUAUUCAAGUCGAUGUAUUUGUUUUAUUAAUUAUGCAAGCAUUGUUCAAUACUCAAAAUUACUCUUGCCGACAUUUUUAAAGAGAACAAUAGC
This is a messenger RNA of Pecten maximus, 2576 nucleotides long. Its product is annotated as hemicentin-1-like. The record is from RefSeq and is a predicted model, not a curated record. Bases 1 to 1632 code for a protein of 543 amino acids. Gene Ontology annotation, molecular function: protein binding. The transcript has 12 exons. NCBI's taxonomy places the organism in Eukaryota, Metazoa, Mollusca, Bivalvia, Pectinida, Pectinidae.